Molecule: messenger RNA, 2078 nt
Organism: Brassica napus (rape)
Lineage: Eukaryota; Viridiplantae; Streptophyta; Magnoliopsida; Brassicales; Brassicaceae
Product: F-box protein At2g14710-like
Exons: 1
Coding region: 585-1718 (377 amino acids)
Molecular function (GO): protein binding
Source: RefSeq, a predicted model, not a curated record
UCAUAGAUAGAAGAGAAGAAUCAAAGGAGAUUAGACUAAGCACAGUGGUUAAUUUGUAGGGAGAGGAAGAGUGGGGUUGGUCUCCGUUACAGCGACCCGUUUCUAUUAACCCCACGACAUACCCACCGCAUGCGGACCCCACUCUUCCGUCCGUUAUUGCUGACGUGUCACGACCGUUUCACUGGUUUUUCACUGUUGGGCCCCGCCUGAGUUGUCUCGACGAGUUCUUAUUAUUACCCAAAAACACUGUUCCACGUAGGCAGUGAAUUGUAAUUUCAACCGUCAGAUCUUGUGGGACCCAUGUUUCCAAUAUCUUAUUUGCAUACAAUGGGGCCCUCACGGUGUUUGUUGUUUUGUUAAUUUUUCUUUUCUUUUUUUCACAAAAACGCACUCAAUAGUAAAUAUUAAUUGCUUUGUUAGGUCUGUAAAUCUUUUAUUUUGAAAAUAAGAAUUGUGUUUUAUUCCUUUAAACUUUUAAGAAAUAAGUAAAAUUGAACACGUUUGCAUAUUUAUCUAACAAUAUAUUUACUUGUAAAAUCUCAAAGAUAUAUUACACGAACAUUCUUUUGAAACCCUAAUAGACAAUGGAUUCAACUAAAAAAACAGAAGAUAUAGCGGCGCAUGAGAAGAAGCACCUUCCAUGGGAGUUGAUUGAAGAGAUACUCUCUCGUGUCUCUCCUAUCUCUCUUGUCCGCUUCAAAACUGUUUGCAAACGAUGGAACGCUAUCUUGGACGACAAGACAUUCAUCAACAACCACAAAGAUACGUUUGGGUUCAUCCUAAAAUCCAAAUCCAAGAUCUAUUCAGUAAGCAUCGAUCCCAAGAUAGUGGUGCGUGAGCUAAUAACAUUGGAUGUUCCCGGUUUAGAAUCUCAGAAACCUAAGUUCUGGAUUGAUUACGACGAGUUCAUGAUAUGUCAUACGGAUAAAGGAACCGCAGUUUGGAAUCCGUGGUUAAAACAAAUUAGUACAUGGAUUAGACAUCCUAGGUUUGAGUUUGUCGGCAUAUGUUAUGAUCGUAGUAAUUGGACAAGCAUUUGGGGAAAUUAUAACGUGUGGAUAAUCCAUGACUUUGCGUUCGUUGCGUGGAAACACGUUACAUCCGGUGAUUGUGACGAGAGAAAAAUACAACUUAAAACUAUGCAUUCUGAAAUUGGUGGAUCGUUGAACGGCUCUUUGUUUUGGAUCGCUUAUCGUGACGAGACAGAUCCCUUGUACUGUUUAUGUAGAUUUGAUUUUUACAAGGAAAGAUUCUACACAUUUUGUGAUCUACCAUGUGGGAUGACCCAUCCUCGCGAUGCGCUUGUCGUUAGGUUCUUCAAGGGAGAUCGGUUUUUGGUUUUGAAACAAUGCCAUGUAACAAAGAAGAUUGAGAUUUGGGUGACCAAGAACAAGGUUGACGUUGAGGAUGGCCGUGAUGUUGUUUGGGUGAGUUUCAUGACUUUUUCAAUCCCUAACUUUCCGAGUUUAGUACAGGCUGAACCCUACUCUCAUCAGCAGCCAAGUUACUACAUCGACGAUAAAAGGCUUGUCAUGUGUUCUUGCGAUGAAAAUGGCCAGGCUUGGAUUUAUGUUUUGGGGGAAAACAAGUUGAUCAGCAUAGUUCAGUUAGAUUCUGUGGUUGAUCCCUGGCCUUCUCAUUGCACUUAUUUUCCCAGCUUGGUCCCGGUUCCUCGAGAAAAAAAAAUGAAGCAGAAUUACAAGUUUAAUUUUAUUUGACGUGUGUUUUCGGGGUUUUCUUUUGUUGUUGUUGGUUGCAAUUAGAGAUUUUGCUCAUUUUCUUAUGGUUUUGUUUCUUCCCCCGAUUAAAUAACUUUCUUCAGAGUUUUUAGAGCAAGUUAGUUUAAGCGUUUAGCAGGCUCAGUUUAACCUGUUGUCUUUUCAUAUGUUUCAGACAAAUAAUUUUGGACUCUUGAUUAUUAGGCCCCACUAACACCCCUAUAACCAAUCUAACUAUACAAUCGACCAAGGUACUAUUAUUAGAACGGAAGUACAAUUUUUAUUAACCAUUAUAAAAUCUUAGUAGGUCUAUUUCAUUAAUUACCUAAUAUCUAUAUACUAUUAUUUUUUUUAACGCUG